Molecule: messenger RNA, 1533 nt
Organism: Paraphaeosphaeria sporulosa
Lineage: Eukaryota; Fungi; Ascomycota; Dothideomycetes; Pleosporales; Didymosphaeriaceae
Product: glycoside hydrolase
Exons: 4
Coding region: 1-1533 (510 amino acids)
Biological process (GO): carbohydrate metabolic process
Molecular function (GO): beta-glucosidase activity
Source: RefSeq, a predicted model, not a curated record
AUGUUCGAAUCCAACGAAGUCAGAGCAGACACCUCUACCAAAUCUGUUCUCGACACGUUAGAUUCCGUCAAAGAGCUUCCACUACCAGCAGACUUCCUCUGGGGUGCGGCCACAGCCGCAUAUCAAGUGGAAGGCGGAGCCAAGCAAGACGGCAAAGGCCCCUCAAUUUGGGAUGAAUUCUCCCAUCGCGAGCCUAGUGUUACAAGCGGUGAAGACGGUGAUAUUGCCUGCGACCACUACAAUCGCCUCGCCGAAGACAUCGCCUUGUUGUCCUCAUAUGGUGUCGACGUGUACCGUUUUUCAAUCUGCUGGUCGCGUUUGAUUCCCCUUGGAGGGCGUCACGAUCCCAUCAAUGAAAAGGGAAUUGCCUUUUACAACGCACUCAUCGACGGCCUCAUAGCUCAUGGCAUUAAACCCGCCGUGACACUCUACCAUUGGGACCUUCCUCUGGAGCUCCACAAACGAUAUGGGGGCCCUUUGAAUACCACAGAGUUCCAGGCCGACUUUGAGCAUUAUGCACGACUCUGCUUUUCUCGAUUUGGCGAUAGGGUCAAGCAAUGGAUCACUUUCAAUGAGCCUUACAUUGUCGCUCUUUUCGGUUACCACAGUGGCAUCCUAGCACCUGGACACAGUACAAAGACUGGCCAUGAUUCCACGACCGAGCCAUGGCGAGUGGGGCACAGUCUAAUUCUCGCCCACGCCGCUGCCGUCGAGACAUAUGCAGCCGACUUUUUGCCUUCACAAAAAGGCUCCAUUUCCAUCGUCCUGAACUCAGACUUUUACGAGCCCUACGACGCUACAAGCGAAUCUGAUCAAGAGGCAGCACAACGCAGGCUAGAAUUUUACGUCGGUUGGUUCGGCGACCCAAUCUAUCUUGGUGGCGAUUACCCCGAAUCGAUGAGAAAACAGCUGGGCUCAAGAUUACCACAGUUUACGGAAGCUGAACAAGAACUACUCAAAAAUUCUGCACCCCACAACACCUUCUACGGCAUGAAUCACUACACAUCGCAAUUUGCGAAAGCACGCUCCACACCCCCUAGUGAUGACGAUCACACUGGAAACGUGGAGGAGUCCACCACCAAUAGCGAAGGUGUUGAAAUCGGCCCGCUGUCUGGUGUUUCAUGGCUUCGGGUGACCCAUAAGCAAUUCAGGAAGCUUCUGAACUGGGCAUGGGAUCGCUACAAAAGACCUAUAUAUAUCACAGAAAAUGGAUGCCCAUGCCCGGGUGAGAACUCAAUGUCGUUAGAACAGGCUGUGGACGAUCAAUUCCGUGUCCGGUAUUUCGGACUGUACAUUGACGCCAUUUCUCAAGCAAUCAACGAGGACGGAGUUAAGGUUGCAGGCUACUACGCCUGGAGUCUCAUGGAUAACUUCGAAUGGGCUGCUGGAUAUUCCAUUCGUUUUGGUAUCACCCACGUAAAUUUUACCACAGGGACUCGUACACCGAAGCGAUCUGCGAAAUAUCUGAAAGAGACCUUCCAGAAGCGGCGUACGGCAGUGUCAAACGGUGAGGCUGUUAAUGGCAAGCUCUAA